Molecule: messenger RNA, 4438 nt
Organism: Oreochromis niloticus (Nile tilapia)
Lineage: Eukaryota; Metazoa; Chordata; Actinopteri; Cichliformes; Cichlidae
Gene: dram1
Product: DNA-damage regulated autophagy modulator 1
Exons: 7
Coding region: 254-964 (236 amino acids)
Biological process (GO): regulation of autophagy
Cellular component (GO): lysosome
Source: RefSeq, a predicted model, not a curated record
UCUUGAUCGCUUACUCGUCGGCCCCACGGGGGAGUAGCUCUGGGCUAGAGGUUACUGUACACUGUAUAUGCUGCUUACUGGCAGAGGCCAAGUUCAUUGUUGCUCACACACCGCUGCGUGUGACUGUCGUUCGCAGACCACAGACGGCAGCUGACACCCCUGCUCCUACACCAGCGUUUCUUAUCGCAUGGCUCUGUUUACUCUGCGCAUAUAUACGUGAGAGAAAAUCUGAAGCUGAGCGCAAAAACUGGAGAUGUAUUGGUUCAAACAAGGUCUGUGCGCCCUGCCAGCAUUCCUGGUCGUCUGGUCCUCCGCCACUUUCAUUAUUUGUUAUAUCAUCGCGAUUUACAGGCACGACGUCGACGUAAUCUUCCCAUACAUAAGCGACACGGGUGUCAGCCCCCCAGAAAGCUGCAUUUUUGGUCUGAUGACUUUUAUUUCUGCAUGUGCAGGUGUGGGCACAAUUUAUGCCAGAUACAAGCACGUGGAAUUGCUGAGGGAGGACGCCACUAAUGUGAGCGCAAGCCUCAACAAAGCAACGCUUUGGCUUGGUGUGAUCUCAUGUUUUGGCAUGUGCAUUGUUGCUACUUUCCAAGAAACAGUACUGCAAAUAGUCCAUGAUAUUGGAGCAAUACUGUUUUUUGUCGGUGGCAUUGUGUACAUUAUCCUCCAGUGUGUUAUAUCAUUUCGAGCCUAUCCAUAUGGGUCCUCCAAGAAUGUGCUUUGUGUGCGGGUCGCCAUCGCCUCCCUUGCUGCUGUGGCAUUUAUACCCACUGUCAUCUGUGCAUUUUACGUGAAACAAACGGAGCUGCACAGACAAAAGCAUGACGAGGACUAUCCCUUCCAUGUAGCCAGUGCAGUAUGCGAGUGGAUUGUUGCCUUUACCUUUGUCUUCUUCUUCUUCACAUACAUUCAUGAUUUCAAGUUCUUUACCUUACGGGUGAAAGCAGAACUUGAGGAUUAGUCUUGGAACAUUUUGGGCCAGAAACAUUAAGAUAAAUAUAAGUACUUACAUUUUAUGUAUGUAUCUCUAUUCCCGUCCAAUUUCCCCUGGCUGAAAUUUUGGUAGUAUACAGUAGAUACUUAAAAAUAUAUGUAUUUAUGCAUUUUGGUACAACCGGCUGUCUGUCAGUUGUGACAGAUGGAAAAACUAUGCAAAUACUUAUCAUUAUGUUGUUUUUACACAAACUAUUUUCAAGUGUACUUAAUGUUGCCUGUUUACUUUGCACUUUGGUGUUGCCACACCAGCAUGACGCAUUCUGUGAGAGCUCCGACUUUACAUAGGAGAAGUUCAUCACACAGUAAGCACAUGAUCGGUGCACUCGGGGCUAAAUGACAAUACCACUCAGACCACUCAGUAUGUCUGUGGCUACUUGGCAGUCUGACCUGUCUUUGACUGACAGUAAAUGUGUACUAGUUGUUGGUUUUGUGCAGAGGUUUAUGAAUUCCCAGUUUUACUGGAUGACCACAUUAUUGCAACAUCAAAUUAAGGAGGAAAAACUCCUGCUGUGGAUGCUCAGAUUCAGUUUUGGUUUCGGUAUUUGAAUCUGUCCACUCCACAUUGUUGACUCAUGAAAAGUCCAACAUGGUGUUUCUGACUGACAUGAGUUACUGUAUACUGUUCAUGUUCUCAGUCGUACUAGCUGACACUCCGAUAUCAUCUGCGGUGCAGCUACAAAUGUAGAUUUUCAUACAGGCAAUGGAAAUUAUGCUACUUUUUAGUAGUAAUUAUACAAUAUGAACCGAAAGUAAAGCUGGAAUUCUGGAGGUUCAUUCAAUAGGGCUUCUGGCUGGUUUUUCACUUGUAACCUUACAUCGUAUGGUUUUAAUCUAGGCAGAAGUUUCUGGUACCAAGUAUGGAUCUUGUACCUAGUAAGAAAAAGAUAUUUUGUCAAGUGUGUAAAGUAAGAGUCAUGGAUCAUUAUAGGUGAGCAGGCUGACUUUAAAGUAAGGAUGUCAAACUUUAGACAACUUUGAUCUUAAAUGAGCUGGACCAGUGAAAUUGUAAAAGAUAAAUAUGUAGAAUCAUAGAAAAGCUUUUGGUAAUUUAUUACCCAGACAGUCUUUGUCCAGUCCGCUGUCAAAAGCUUAAAUUUAUAUAGACGACAGUGAAAAAACAGGAACUUGCUGUCAUCUAUUAAUUACUUUGGCGUAGUAUGUCUGACAAGCUUUAAAACAUAUCAGAAUACAGUUAAAAGUACAAAGUCUAUGCACUCCAUCACAUUUUCCAGACCUGCAGAGUGGCAAAUUGGAGUCUUUGCCAGGCCGAUUCUGGCCCCAGGCCUUAUGUUUGACACCCCACACAUAAAGGGUGUUGGACUACACCCAUCUUCAAAAAACUGAUUUUAGCAGAUGGGUGGGGUGAGACGUUUGUGGCAUUGCAGCUGGUGUAAUCUGGCGUAAUUUAUUUAUUCACUUUUAGAUGUUUAGAGAAGAUGGACCCCAAAAUUGAGAACCACCGUUUUAGCCAAAAAUCAGCAAAGUAAAAUGACUGGGAGACUAGAAAAGGGCUGUAAAACUCUGAGAAAAAUGUGGGAUUUAGAGAUUGUUACAUAAAAGGAACAAGGGAAGAUAUUAACAAACUGGAAGGCUACUUGAAAGUUUCAUUAUCUUUAAUCUCUCAGACAGAGAGAUACAUGCAAGGCAUGCGAGCUGAGAAAAGUGGUCAAGUUUAAGCAGAGUAGCAGGCACAUACUUCUGCUGAACUGCUCUCGACAGCUUCAAUAAACGUACUGUACAUUGAAGAAAAGGAUCCUGCGCAGUGAUGUAUGCAGGUUGUAACCAUUUCACUACAGGCACUGUUUUUAUAAAAGGGAAACUUUUUAUUUUUGUGUUUUUUUUUUUCUGAACUACUUUUGUACUUUUGCUUAUAAAAUGAUGUACAGCACAGAUUGCAAUGCACAGCUGAGCUGAAAAAUAAAAGCACAUAUUUGAAAAAAGAAAAGAAAACAAAGUGUACGAGUGUUUAUUAAAGACAGAAUCACAGAUCCAGCAGGGUGCUUUUUCAGUAAAGUACAACUCCACACUUUUCUCACUACAAUUUAGCGUCCGUUAAAGGACAUCUUAUCCCUGACCGCGAUGACAUGAUAGCCCCUCUUUCUCAGGGUACAAGCAUUCUCAGGCUUGUACCCACAAGUUUUGAGUCACAUAAUGACGAAGAGUCUCACUUCCCACCAACAACAAUCACCACAAACAAGAGUAAAGUUCACACAUCACCUGCAGAGUUAGAGCAUGACUCUACAAAACCAGAUGAAGAUCAAGAGGCAUGUCAUUGGACUGACUGGCUAUAGAAUUUAUUAGUAUUCAGUGUCUUAAUAGUUAUUCAUUUCUCUGUAUCAAACAUAAAAACUUAAGCAGCUUUGGGAAAUUAACAUUUUUCAAAGAAUUUGCAACAAAUAACAAAAAGAAAAUAGUUUUGUUAGAAAUUAUUAGAUUGAACUAAAUGGUUAAAAGUGCACUAGGCAGUGCUGCAGAUACGGAUUUAAAGUCUUGAUAAAGAAUAUUUUAGUCUGAACAGCAUCCUGUUUUUCCAUCAAGGUUACACAAUCAUCACGAGGAUCUUUCAGUAUCAAGUGACACCAGGUCCCAUAUGAUCAAAAAGAUUACUGCACAAGUCUUACCAUUAAUGGUGAAUAAAUCAUUUCUGAAUAAUAUGGCAAAUAUUUGCUACUUUUGCUCAUAAUUAGCAAGUGUUUAUGUUGUGACGUCUCCGAAAGAAGGCGCUAUACUACAUUUAAUUUAUGUAAUGGAUAAUCAUCUUUUUACCUCCAUCUAGUUAAAAAAAUACAAAAUAAAAAUCAUACCUAUACAUUAUACAGAAUUAGGAAAUUAUUUGUAAUACGUGAGCCUGAUUAGCAGCUGCAGAGCAACUUUUCCUUUGUGUGUUGAUGCAGAUAUGACAGGCUCCAUGAAUGCAGAUCAGUCAUAGGUUUCUCACUGAGCCUCUGUCCUCCUCCAAGUACGACAUGUUGCUGGCUCUGCCUGUAAUGGCUGUGUAAACACAGACCUGAGGGCAGCUCAAAAGGCAAGCACACAAGAGCUGACAGCUGGCUGAUGAACGCAUCACCCGGUACAAUCAGGAAGUCAUAUUCAGGAGUGUAAUACAAACGUUAGGUCAGAGGGUUAAGCACUUUAGAGUGAAAACAAAAAGGAUUUAUAGUAUAACACGUUUAAGAAGAGUUAAUUUUCCCCAUUUAAACCACAGAUCAGAUCAGUUCAUACUUCUGCUUUUAUUUAGAGUGGAUAAAUAACAAAACCAGGAGAAGUUUUUUCUUUUUGUUUUGCCACAGGUCUGAUCUCUUUGAUAAUGAAAAAAAAAAAUACACCAUGUCACUACUGUGAUGUAUAUCCAAGUUCAGUUGCUACACUGGACUCUCCUUUAUUAUUACAUUUCACCAGGCAUGGUGAAGACUAUGCUGUAUAUAGUAUAGGAUGUAAA